AUGAACGCACCAGAUAGAUUUGAACUCUUUGUUCUUCCCGAUGAUGCAAAGAAGAUCUCUAUGACCAAAGAUACAAAGAUCCCAAAUGCAUGUAUGUUUACAAUCUUAAAAGAGGAUCAUACACUUGGUAACUUGAUUAGAAUGCAAUUGGUUGGUGACCCAGAUGUAAAGUUUGCAGGCUAUAGAAUGCCACAUCCAUUGGAACACAAUAUCACCAUCAAGAUUCAAACAUUCCCACAAUCUACACCUAUUCAAGCUUUAGAAGGCAGUAUACAUUGUCUUAUCGAUGAAUUUCAAAAGCUUGAAAUUGGUUUCAUCAAUCAAAUGAACAAAAAGAAGAGUACUACCGAUACUUAUAUGAAGAAUUAUAAGAUGUUGCGGUCAUCAUCAACGUCGUCGUCUUAUCUUUUGAUCAAUAGUCUAAAAUACACCACCAAUAGAUCAACAACAUCAUCAAUUUUGACAACACUUAUUGGUGGUCAGCAACAACAACAGGCAUCACUAUCAUUAAUAACAAGACAAUAUAUAACAACUACAGACAUUAGAUCAUCACCUUCUAAAUCUUCUUCUUCAUCAUCAUCACCUACCAGUACUACUACUACCACCACAAGCACAACAUCUAAACCACCAAAACAGCAACACAAAUCAAGAGGAGGAGAAAAAAAGGGAGAAAGAGGAAGACCUAAAACCAAAGUAUCACAAGAUGAUCUAAAGAGUCUCCUAAGGGGACACCAAGAAAAAGUAAAGGAAAAGAAUAAAGAGAAAAAGAAAAAGGAUAGUACUACAAAACAACAACAACAACGAUCAUCAUCGUCAUCAUCAUCCAACAAUAUGAAAACACCCGACAACAUUGGAUACCACCUCGAUUUUCAAAUGACCAGUAGAAUUGGAUUGAAUAUGAAGAGAGACGCAAGUAAUCUUAAAGAUCAAAGUCAUCUAUCUGGUAAUCUUGGUUAUGAUAUAAAGAUACCUACCGAUUUGGUAUCUAGAAAGAUUAUAAAGGAUAGAGAGAUUUCUGAACAAUUAUAUCAAUCUUUAAAUAACAAAAAGUCUCAUCAUCAACAACAACCAUUACCUCAACUACAAUCACAUCAACAACAACAACAACAACAACAACAACCUUCUCAACAAUCUCAACCACCACCACCACCACCACCACCACCACUUUCAAUGGAUGAAUCAAGUUCAAUUGAAGUAAUGGAAUCAUUAUAUGAUUUAGUACCACACAAUUCUAUACCACAUUUGGGAACGGUUGGAUUCAUUGGAACACAGGGAUCUGAUAAAAGUUCGAUUAUAGAAUCUCUAUUGGGUGUGAGGCUUUACGAAAAGAAUAAUCUCAAUAGAAAUAUUGCUGUAUCGUGUAUUAGAACUAGAGGUGAUGUCUACUUUGAAGUGAUCGAAGGUGGUUGGAGAAACUCUGGAAAGCUGUACGACAUUGAACAAGUACGAAAAAAGGUAGCUGAAAUUAAUACAUCUAAAUCCCUUAGCAAUAGAGAUCUAGUGUCUGUCAUCCCUAUUGAAAUAGUAUACGCUGCACCUCAUCUACACAAUAUUAAAUUGGUCGAUUUUGUUCCUCAUUCUCUCGACACUCACCAAAGAGAUAUCUUGUCAAAGGUAAACUCUAGUGUCACAAACUAUCUCUUUCAAACUGAUCCAAUCAAACGAACGAUUGUAUUUUGCACAGAAUCAUUUAGAGGACCUCUCGACUCUGACUAUCAGUCUGUACAUGUAGUAGAUCAUCUCUACUCUAAUACUAUUGGGGUCUUGACAAAGAUGGAUAAACUAUUGUUUGACGAUAGUGAUACAAAUAGUAAUAUAUUGGAUGAAGCUGCCUCUAUGAUUCAAAACAAAAAAUAUCAUUUUAAUAGUGGAUGGGUUGGAUUUUGUUCAAAUUCUGAUCAUCAACAACCACCACCACCACCACAACAGGACUCUAGUGGUGAAAAGGAAACAAGAUUCCCAUUACAAUAUUCAACUACCGAUAGUUUUAAAUUCAAUCUUGAAAAGAUUGAACAAUACAACAAAGAAAUUAAAGAAUCAAUCGAGAUUCAACAUAGUUUAAAGAUUGAAAAGGUCGGACCUAAUUCAAUCUGGAACAAAAUUUUAUAUUUAUAUAUAUUUAGAAAUAGAAACGAAAUUAAUUCAUUGGUUCAAAAUAGUUUAAAAUAUUUACAAAUGAAAUCAACUGUAAUGACAUCAAUGGCCAAUGUUUUAUCAAAAUGGGAAAAGAGAGAAAAAAGUGCACAUUUUAAAUUAUUAACUCAUCCCUCUUCACAAGAAUCAAUUUUAAUUAAAAUAUUUGAUGAAACAUUGAUUGAAGCUUUCAAAUUGGAAGAAAAGGAUAUUCAUGGACAUCAUUUAUUGCCAAAUGUCAAACGAUAUUCGGAAACAAAAUUCACUGAAAAGUAUAAACAACUUCAAGAUUAUCUUGGACACCCAGUUCCAAUCAAAAAGUCUGAUGCCAUUGUAUCACCCAUCAAUUAUAAUCACUAUGUAACAGAGUGGACUAGAUUUUUAGGCUCUCCUGAACUUUCCCAAACAUCUCUGGCCGAUCAUCUGAGACACCAUCUUGAAGACUUGAAACAACAUUGCAAACUUUAUCCAGAUGCAAUUCAACCACCUGCUCCCAAACAACAUAAUACAUCCUCCUCUUCUUCUUCCUCUACUACAACUCACCAACAAUUAUCUAAACAACAAGUAGAAUUUGAAAAUUGGAAUGCAUCUUAUCGAAAGACUGUCAGUAAACUAUUAAAACAAUCAUUUGAACUAAAGAUCCCAACCAUCAUCAACUCUAGUAUCAUGCAAUUGACAGCCCAUCUUCAACCAAUCGAACGAUUCUACCUCAUGAAGACAGGAGAAGCUAUCACCAAAAGUUUGGACACUAAUAUAUUUAAGCAUCAAAUCUACAAGGAACAAACACCCUCCCUUUCAUAUGAAGAGUUUAGAAGUGUAUUACACUACUAUUACCCAUUACAGCCAUCGACCACUCAUAAUCCCUCACCAAACCCUUCAUCGAUCAUGCCAACAUCAUCUGCCGAUCUUCCAAAGGUUAUUUUAUCUCCAUUCUCUGUUGAAUGGACUCAAGUUUAUUUAAGAGGUGUAUCAAUUAAAAUUGCAAAUGAUAUUGUUAAAUGUGCAUUACAUAAUAUUAUUAUACCAACCAUUUUACAAACCAAUCAAUCAAUAUUUCUUCAUGAAAUGGAACCAAUAGAUUCACUAAAAUCAAGUCUUUCAGAAUUGGAAAAAGAAAUUUUACCAAAAGAAGCAUCAGCUUUAAAGAUUGGAUCACUAUGCAAUUUACAAAUAUCAACAUCAUCCUUACAAUCAAAUAUAAACGGAGCAUUAAAUUUAAUAAAUGACCUUGAAGACAAAUCUCGUAGUAAUUAA
Cavenderia fasciculata is the source of this 3387-nucleotide messenger RNA. RefSeq names its product RNA polymerase II core subunit. The transcript is spliced from 7 exons. The coding region runs from base 1 to 3387 and encodes 1128 amino acids. Gene Ontology annotation, cellular component: RNA polymerase II, core complex. Gene Ontology annotation, molecular function: DNA binding; protein dimerization activity. The record is from RefSeq and is a predicted model, not a curated record. Lineage: Eukaryota; Evosea; Eumycetozoa; Acytosteliales; Cavenderiaceae. Gene Ontology annotation, biological process: transcription by RNA polymerase II.